UGGUCUUAAGAAAGGCAGGGCUUUAAUAAACCCCCAUCAAUCAGAGUUGAGGGUGUGUCACAUACAAGCUUCAUGAUGAGCUGAGCUUUGGUUCCUUGUGACUCACUUCAUCGCUUCUCUUCUCUCUGCUUUUCAGUAAAAGCGACCGGCUUUGUGUUUCAUCGCAGGGGAAAAAAAAGUAGCAGCUGCUCUUUAAAAGUUGUUUUCUUCCGAAACUGAAGCGACUGGAUAUAUCGCUGAUUUGGUCGCCAUGGGGGAUUCAAUCUCAAGCCACCUGGAUGAAGGCAAACGCGAGAUCAUUACAGCGAGGACCACCGAAGUCCUGGGCGAGUUCGGGCGUCUCUGCGAGCAGCAGUACGUUGUGGCGCUUUUUAACAAGGUUCGUUAUGACGUUGAGGGAGGAGGUGGACCUCAGCCUCAGCUCCUGCACCGCAAGGUGCCUCUAGAGAACAAGUCCAUCUUCUCAGGGAUGCUGCUUCAGUACAUAGAGGAAAGCAAAAAAUGGCGGAAUCGUUUCCUCUUCGUCCCUGAUACGUACAAGAUCAGUAACUACGAAAGUAAACAGGCCCAUGAUCGAGGCCUUCCUCCAAAAGGAAGUAUCAACUGUGCUGGUUACAAAGUGCUGAUCUCAAUGGAGAAGUACCUGGAGCUCCUGGACACAAGUCUUCCUGAUGUAAAAGCCAAAGUAAGCAGUUCUCCCUUCCUGAAAUGUGUCACUCAGUACCCGGUCAUCCUGUGGCACCCGUACGCACGCCAUCACUACUUCUGUGCAGCUACGGAGAAAGAGCAGGAGAAGUGGCACGCUGUGUUUCAGGAUUGUGUCCGUCAUACCAACAACGGCCUGUCAGAGGAAUGUAAAGUUCAGACCCCGGCGUUUACAGACGCGGUUCGACUUUACCGCCAGGCUCAGGGUCAGUACGGCACCUGGGACAUGAUGUGUGGUAAACCUCCUCAGAUCCUGGCUAACUUGGUGAUGGAGAAGCUUCUUCCUGAGCUGAGAGACCAAAUCAGUCCACGCCUGAAGGGAAAGAUGCAGGAAAGGCAGAAGAACUGGACGCUGAUCUCCGAUGCCGUGUACAGUCUGGUUCAGAGUCAAACCCAGUCCCAGUAUGAGGCCAUAGUGCAGCAAUGUGAGGCAGGACGUCCUCCUCUGGAGGCUUCCAUCCGAACUGACAUGGACCAGAUUAUCACCUCUAAGGAGCAUGUGACCAGCAAAAUCAGAGCUCUGGUGCUGCCCAAGGCUGAGAAACUUCUCAAGGUGAGCAUCGAGCCGUAUAUCGGCUCCAUCCUUGAGGCCCUGAUGGAACCCACCAGCCGAGGUUUCUUCGAGGUGCGUGAUGUUUUCUUUAGAGAGCUGGUGGAAAUGAGCAAGAACCUGCUGAACGGCGGCAGCAAAGAGAAGCUGGGAGAGUAUAUGGAGAAGAUCUCCAUGCUGGCUUUCCACCCGGUGAAAAUGCAGUGCUGCUAUGAGAAGGUCGAGCAGCUGAGUCUGGAGGGCCUGCAGCAGCGCUUCGACGUCACCAGUCCGUCCGUGUUCGUCCAGAGAGCCCAGAUCCUCAUGAGAGAGCAAAUGGAUGAUGCCGUGUACACGUUCGAGCAGCUGCUCCAUCAGAGUCUGGAGGGUCAUGAGGAGGAAGAUCUCUGUAAAACAAUCCAGCGGUGCCAGGACCGAGUCAUCAAGAAAUAUGACUAUGACAGCAGCACUGUACGUAAGAGGUUCUUCAGAGAGGCUCUACUACAGAUCUUUAUCCCCUACAUGCUGAAACAGCUCUCUCCGUCCUGCUCUGCAGAAUUGCCUCGUUUCCAGGAACUGAUCUUUGAAGAUUUCUCCCGUUUCAUUUUGGUCGAGAACAUAUUUGAGGAGGUGGUGCUUCAGACAGUCAUGAAGGACAUCAUGAUGGCUGUAAAGGAGGCUGCCGUUCAGAGAAAACACAACCUGUACAGGGACAGCAUCGUUCUGACCAACAGCGACCCCAACCUCCACCUGCUGGGCGAGAACCCGUCCAUCGACUGGGCAGGAGAGUACGGAGACAAACUGGAAGUGGACGGAGAGCAUGAUGGAGAUACAGCGGCCCAGAAGAGACGCAGGAUGAAACAAGUGGUGUCCAUGAUCCAGGUGGAUGGACAUAACACAACGCUUCUCAACGAGUCCUGCUUGGAGGUCCCCAGCGUUCAUGACAUCCCUGAAGAACAGGGUGAGGGAGAUUCUGAUGCUCAGCCCUCUUGUGCAUCUGAAAAGGCAGCACCUGUCAAAGAGGAGGUUAGUGGGUCAUCACCUAAGGAAACGGCACCCGAUUUACCCAAUGGGACUGCGGCAAAGCUUGAUAAAAUGGAAGCUGCACCAAAGUCUCCACAGGACUCUGAGAGCAAGCUGGCCAUAGAGAGCGCCAUCCAGCAGAUCGAGGACGCAGUCCAAGGAGAAGAUGGCGAGCAAAGUCCAGAUAGAAUCGCUCUGGAGAAAACAGAAGAAACUUUAAGCGCUAAAGCGGAAACAAAUAGCGCACUUAAAAAAGACGACCAGUUGGCAGCGCCAGCGAACCAGGAGGUUCAAUCUACACCAUUAAACACAGAGAAACCUGCAAAAGAUCAAGAAACCAUUACAAAGCCCAAGAAAGAAGAGCAAACAGAUGCUGCAGAGAACUUCUCAGAUUCGCACACAGAACCUCAGCAGCUCAGCACCGACACAGACAGCGGCUUCCAGUCGCCAGCCAAUGAGACAGCCGAGGAGGAAGAGCUGAAAGCUGGCACGGCAACCAUGGAGGCGGGACAAGAGAAACACAAUGACUCUGAAAAGGAAGGCGAGGAUGCUAGGAAAGGAGCUGACACACUGACAACGCAGACAUAGACAUCAUUAAUUAUACAAUUGUGUUUAUUUUUUAUGGAAAACGCUAGAAACACCAGCCCACUGAUCACAGAAGUGAUGGUUUUACAGAGGGUUUUUACGGUGGUUGGUUUGUUUACACAGAAAUCACCUCUCACAUUUCCUUUACAGUUAAGCGUCUGUUUUUGAUUCUUAAAAUAAAAAUCAGAUCUUAUCUUUUAAACAUUUCACCUUUUCUUUUUGCACAUAUUUGAAUUGCUGUCACUCAGAUGGGCUUCAAUAUUAAAACAAAACCAAACAUCAUGUCAUAAAUAUCAUUUGCUGAUUAUUGUGCUGUUACAGAGUGCUGAGAAAUGGGAAGCUUUUGCCAAUAAGACUGCUUAACACUAUAUAAUUGACUUCAUGCCUUAUACAGUAAUUGUCUCCUAUUGUAUCUUCUGCAAUUUUAUUUUUUAUUUUUUUUUUAUUUUUUAUUAUUUUUUUUUUACAAGUCUAUAAAAGUCCAAACUGAAAACACUGAAUUUUAUUUUUGCUAUUCCUUUUUAUAUAGUUUUAUUUCUGUUGGACCUAACAGAUUUGUGAAUAUCCAGAGAUUUCCUGUACUCUAAAUAGUUAAAUAUUAAACAUAAAUCCUUAUUUAGUAUUAAGUGAAACGGUUUCCUUCCUUUAUACUCAAACUAAACUCUAUUACUGUCUGUUGUCAUAUGUAGCACGCGUCUGGUCCAGUACGACUUUCAGACUGGCUGCAUUCAUGCUGUGAGAUCGGUAUGAUUCAACCAGAACAUUAUACACUAUAAGCAUGAACUAUAGUAAUAGGAAACCUGCAAGUGUUACCUGGGGGGUUGGUUUUAAAACUGAAAUGACAAUCAAAAUUGUUAAAAGGCGAAUAUGUAAUUAUUGCAUCAAUCUAUCGUUCAAAAUGUUUAUUUAUUAUCUGAUGCAGUUCAUUGCCUUCUUUGUUUCAUUGAAAAUGAUCAACAAUAAAUCAAUUAGAUAUGA
This is a messenger RNA of Tachysurus vachellii, 3820 nucleotides long. RefSeq names its product niban apoptosis regulator 2b (gene niban2b). The record is from RefSeq and is a predicted model, not a curated record. The transcript is spliced from 14 exons. Lineage: Eukaryota; Metazoa; Chordata; Actinopteri; Siluriformes; Bagridae. The coding region runs from base 251 to 2845 and encodes 864 amino acids.